Zygosaccharomyces rouxii is the source of this 1113-nucleotide messenger RNA. RefSeq names its product Arc1p (gene ARC1). The transcript has a single exon. Bases 1 to 1113 code for a protein of 370 amino acids. Gene Ontology annotation, cellular component: methionyl glutamyl tRNA synthetase complex. Gene Ontology annotation, molecular function: tRNA binding. The record is from RefSeq and is a predicted model, not a curated record. NCBI's taxonomy places the organism in Eukaryota, Fungi, Ascomycota, Saccharomycetes, Saccharomycetales, Saccharomycetaceae.
AUGUCUGAGCUUGUUAAUAAAUUUCAAAAUCUUUCUCUUGAGAAACCUGAACUUUCCAAGGAACAACAGGCGUUUGCUGCUCAAUGGGAAUCAGUUUUAAAGACUGGACGUACCCAAGAACAAUUGGGUGAAUUGAACCUACAAUUAAGGGAUAACACCUUUGCUUUGGCAACUUAUCAACCAACUUUGAUCGAUGUUCAACUUUUUGAAGUAGUUUUCCCUCUAAUUAAAGAAUCGAUCUUCAGUAGUAAAGACGUGAAGGGCAACUAUGCCAAGCAAAGACAUGUGUUGAGAUGGUUAGAUUACCUACAAAGAUUGCUACAAAUUCCUGAGGAUGAUCAAUUGAAGUUGAACUACGAUCUAGAGUUACCCCGUGAAGUUAUUGAAAAGAAGAAGAAGACUGAUGCUAAGGCCCCAGCAGCAGGUGCAUCCGAAAAGAAGGAUGAUAAGAAGAAUGCUGAUAAAGAGAAUAAACCAAAGGGUAAGCCUGAUGAAGAAACCCUAAAGAAACUUAGAGAGGAGGCUAAGGCCAAGAAGGAAGCUAAGAAGGCAGCUGCAGCCAAACAACCACAACAAAACCAAGCACAAGCUUCUGAAAAGCCUAAACCAUCUGUUGUUGACUUGCGUGUAGGAUUCAUUCAAAAAGCUGUUAAGCAUCCUGAUGCAGACGCUCUUUACGUCUCUACCAUUGAUUGUGGUGAUGAAGAAGGUCCAAGGACCAUUUGUUCCGGUUUGGUCAAACAUGUUAAAUUGGAAGACAUGCAACAACGUCAUGUGGUUGUGGUUUGUAAUUUGAAACCAGUUAACAUGAGAGGUAUCAAGUCCCAAGGUAUGGUUCUUUGUGGAUCCACUGAAACCAAAGUGGAAUUGGUUCAACCACCAGCAGGCUCUCAAGCAGGUGACAAAUUGUUCUUCGAAAACUACCAAUCUGAUGCUCCAAAGGCUCAAAUGAACCCAAAGAAGAAGAUUUGGGAACAAAUCCAACCCAACUUCACUACUACUUCCGAAUUGGAAGUCGCCUACAAGGAUGAAGAUGGUUCUAUAAAGAAAUUGACUAACGCCAAGGGUGAUUCUUUCAAAGUGGCUACUUUGGCUAAUGCCCACGUUAGUUAA